Molecule: messenger RNA, 1392 nt
Organism: Lecanosticta acicola
Lineage: Eukaryota; Fungi; Ascomycota; Dothideomycetes; Mycosphaerellales; Mycosphaerellaceae
Source: the annotation of a GenBank genome assembly
AUGCCUUUCGAUAUAACAACUUGCGCGAGGCCGAAUAUCCUCAAGCUCGAGCCGUACAGAUGCGCAAGAGAGUGAGUUAAAUCUGUAAAGCUUGAGGCCAGAUAUCUAUGGCUGAUCAUCCUUUCUCAUAGCGAUUACAAGGAUGACGGUACCAACAUCCUGCUCGACGCCAACGAAAAUGCAUACGGUCCGGGAUUGGCAUUGACCGAUGACGGCAAACUCGUCAAUGGCGAUGCUUCUAACAUCAAGGUCGAUCUGCUCGGCCUCAAUCGUUAUCCUGAUCCGUAGGUGGUAUUCUUUCACCGCGAGUGAGUCAUUGAAGUUGACAGUGAACAUAGUCACCAGCAUGAGUUGAAGCAAAUGCUGUGUAAUCUGCGCAACACUCACGCUCACACUGACAAGGACAUCACACCGGACAAUCUCUUCGUUGGCGUCGGCAGUGAUGAAGCCAUCGAUGCCCUGUUGCGUGCAUUCUGUGCGCCGGGCAAGGACAAGAUCUUGACAUGCCCUCCCACCUAUGGCAUGUACGCUGUCUCAGCGCAGGUCAACGAUGUCGAGGUCGUCAAGGUACCUCUUGACACCGAAAAUGGAUUCAGAGCGCAGCCAGACGAAAUCAACAAGAAGCUCUCCGCCGACCCAUCGAUUAAGAUGGUCUAUCUUUGCAGUCCCGGAAACCCUACCGGUAAUCUUGUACGAAAAGAAGACGUUCAGGCAGUCCUGCAUCACCCUACUUGGAAUGGCCUUGUGGUUCUGGACGAGGCUUAUAUCGAUUUCGCGCCGGAAGGCUCAUCCCUCGCAGAAUGGGUUGCUGAGUGGCCGAAUCUUGUCGUAAUGCAGACGCUUUCGAAGGCGUUCGGUCUUGCUGGUAUUCGAUUGGGUGCAGCUUUCACAAGUCCCGAGGUCGCGAAGCUAUUGAACAGUCUCAAGGCGCCAUACAACGUGUCAAAUCCCACAUCACAGCUUGCAACACAGGCAUUGCAGCCGCACAGCCUCAAAGUGAUGCACAAACACCGGGAGCAGAUCAUCCAGCAGCGUGAUCGAUUGCUUUCAGAGAUGCCAAGAACAACUGGCGUAGGCCGUUUCCGGGGAGGUCGAGAGAGCAACUUCUUGCUCGUAGAAAUGGUCGACACAGCCGGCAAGCCUAGCAACGAGGUGGCUUUGCAAGUUUACGAAAGACUGGCCGAGAAGCGAGGCGUUGUGGUGCGUUUUAGAGGCAAGGAGCCUGGCUGCCUGGGCUGCCUGAGGGUGACAGUUGGGACGGAGGCAGAAGUAACCCGAUUCUUGAAAGAGCUCAAGAGCGUCCUUGAAGACAUUCACGCCGGACGUGGAAGUCAAUACUCGGUGGUGCGAGAAGAGAAGAAAGAGAAGGAAGCUAAUGCAGUAGUGGCAUAA